UCGAUAUGUGGCUGUGCUGAAAUAUAUAUCUAGCAUCCCUAGCUGCACUGCAUACAAAAGUUCGACGGGAGCAGUAAAGUAAUUAUUUGUUUAAUCCAAUAAUUAUUGACUCCAAUCAAAUUGGCGGUCUUCUGGUUGUUUUUAAUGUCCCACAGCGUGCUAAAUUCGCUGAAUCAGUGAAUAACGGAGCGGCGCUGUCGUCCAAUUUGCAUCGCCGUGUUCUUCGUCAGUGUUUGUUGUCGUCUCCUCGUUCGUCCUUAAUUUUAUUUCGUCCUUGUGCAACAAGAAGAACAAGAAGAAGCAAAAGAAAAGCCACAUUAACCUGGAGGAUCACCGCAAUACAUAGUUUCCAAAUGCUUUAAAAAUUAUUCGGCAAUAUCUAAAUAUCUAGAAAAGUAAGACAAGCAGCGAAUCAGCAACAACAAUCGAAAACACCAAACAAAAACCAAAAAACUAAGAUAAGCCGAAAGUCGAAGGAGGCUCGCAAAUUUUUACAAAUUUGCAAUACAUUUUAAGGAAGCGGAAGAGAAGAAGGGGUGUUUGUUGUGCGUCAGUGUGUGUGUGUGUGUGCGUGCGCGUGGAUUGAAGGUCCUUCGCUCACUUUUACCCCGGCGAAACGAACUACUGUUGGCCUUUUUUUGCGGCGAUAGAAGGGACCUCAAUUGGAAUGGCCCUGUUGGGAGAGCGUAGGGACAUUAGGGAGCAGCAGCAGCAGCAGCAGCAGCAGGAUUAGGAUCAGGAUUAGGAAUAGGAUCAGCAAUAAAUGCAAGCUAGCGCAAAGGACUAGAAAAGGAAGCAGCGACCAGGAUUUAGGAGCCAGGAAAUAGGAAAUACGGAAUAGCAAUCAGGAAUCAGGAAACAGGAAAAGCAGCCCAAGACAACAAAACAAAAGGAAUCCAUUGAAUAGACAAAAGACAAGAACUUGUUGUAUCAGAGAAGCGCCAAAAGAAAGGACAAUGACUACUGUGGAGGAGCCUGUCCAGGCGGUUGACACGGUCGAUCCGUGUCCUCCGGGGAUUCCCAAUCUGAAAACCGUUCUCAGCGACGAUGCCUCGAACUCAUCGGUGCUGGAGGACAUCGAUGUGAGCAACACGAGCAGCAGUAGCUCCAGUUCUAGCAGCUCCAGCUCCAGCUCUGGUUCCUGCUCUGGAUCGGGCACCGAUACGGACACCGGCAAGGGCAGCAGUAAUGUCGGCAGUCUGGAUGUGACCAGCUCUUCGAGCAUUGGCUCGGAGACCUCCAUCUCAUCGACGGGCUCCACAGCCAUUGCAGGACCAUCCGCUUUGCUAGACGAUUCGAACUCAUCCGGACUGGGCCUGGUGGUGGAUGUGGAUAGCAACGGGAGCAGCCAGGAGCUAAGCAGCCACGGCGUCACCGAGCUGGACUCGCUGGAGGACUCGUGCAGCGGCCUAAUGAUCAAGGAUGGGGAUAAGCUAUGCAAGCUGUGCAGCUUACGCCUCGUGAUGCCGCGCAUCUUGUCUUGCCUGCACGUAUUCUGUGAGGACUGCCUGCAGUCAGUGGUAUCGAAGGACACGAUGGCGGCCAGCUCGCCCAACAGCUGCUCCUCGUCUUCGUUCGAUGGCAGUGAGCACCACCACCGUCUGUCCGCUCUGCUCAUCGAGUGCCCCGUGUGCAAGCAGGAGACACCGCUGGGACCCAAGGGGAUCAAGGCACUACCCUGCGACUAUAUCGUGACCAAUAUACUGGACCUCUCCAAUUUGGAGUCCGAGCACAUUGUGUGCACGUCGUGCAAGAGCAAAGAGGAGGCCAUUUCGCGUUGCAACGACUGCGCCAACUUUCUGUGCAAUGGCUGCGAUAACGCCCAUAAGUAUAUGCGUUGCUUCGAAAAUCACCAUGUUGUGCGCAUCGAGGAUCUAACCAAGAACGUCCACGACAAGCUGAUCAUCCAUAAGCCAGUGUUCUGCCGCCAGCACGUAAGCGAGAAUCUCAAGUACUAUUGCUUCACCUGCCAGGUGCCCACGUGCAAUGAUUGCCUGCUGAGCGAUCACAAGGGCAGCGACCAUCAUUAUGAGACGGCCACGGUGGCGGAGCAGGCGGUGCGAGCCGAUCUCGAGGAAACUCUGAGUGAUACGCUCAAGAAGGCCGACUACUGCAACGAUGCGGGUAGCAAUCUGGGCAGUGCCCUCACCGAACUCCAGUCACAGCACGAUACAGUGCGGCAGCAAAUCGAGGAUGCCUACAAGUCCUACAAGCGUAUGCUAGAAUCGAUCAAGGAUCAGAUGCUUAACGAGCUGGGACGCCUGCACUCGGAACGCGAGCUAAAGAUCAUGGAUCUGAUGCAGAGCAUGGAAAACACGAUGGGAAAGCUGCAGCACGCUGCCCAGUUCGGCCAGCGGGCUGUCGAAAAGGCCAAUUCCAUUGAGUUUCUGCUGCUGAAGCCCAUCAUCAGUGCCCAGUGCUUGAAUCUCAUGGAGCAGACGCCCAAGUGCGAUGUCAACUAUCAGCUGCAGUUUGACUCGAAGCCAGAGAUGUUCGAGCAAUUCGCCAGGGAGAUGUUUGGCAAAUUUCAAACGGAUCACAUUGACUCUAGUCCCAAGAAGCUGGGGAUGACCCAGCAGCUGCAACAGCAACAGCAGCAGCAGGUGCAACAGCAACAACAUCAGCACCAGCACCAGGUGCAACAGCAACAGCAGCAUCAGCAGCAACAGCAGCAGCAGCAACAACAACAACAGGUGCAGCACCAACAGCAGCAGCAAAAGCUUCAGUUGCAGCAACAACAGCAGCAUCAACACAACUCGAACAAUUUGAUUGUCGGCCAUCGGGGCAGCUCCUCUGUCCAAGGGCGCCUGACCUCAGCUGUAUUCAGCCCCAUCUCGCUGCCCUCCUCGCUGCAGAGUUCCUUCGAUGGCGACACCAACUCGGUGAUGACCAAUUUCUCCAUGAUGGACUCGCCGCCGCAGCCAUCAUCGCAACAGCAAUUGCCAUCUGCCCAGCAGCAGUCUCAGCAGCAGCAGCAACAGCAGCAGCAGCAGCAACAGGCGGCGGUGGUGCUGCAGCAGGUGCAACAGCAGCAGAAGCACCAGCAGCACCAAGUGCAGCAGCAGCAACAGCAACAGGGGCUGCACCAGCCAACAUCGGCCCAGUCCAUGCCGCAGCAGUUGGGGCAGCUCGUUGCACCGCAGGGAAUUGUCCAGCAGGCUGGACAUGUCAAUCUCAACGCUGGUCCCGGCCCGAAUAUAUCCAUCAAUGGCCUGGGCGCCGGUGGUCCGCCACCUAGUUUUAGCAUGCUGGAAUACAACAUCUCACGACUGGCCAGCUUGACGGAAACAAUGCCAGAUACUCUCAACGAUGCACUGGCUGUUGGAGGAGGAGCAGCCGGACCCGUUCCGAAUGUUGUGGCCCAAGUGCCGGGUGGUUCGGCCGUGACUGGUGGAGCCGUUGUGGGAGCAUCGCAUGCGCAUCAACAGCAAUCGCAGGCCGUAAUGCCGGCAUCGGCGGUCACUCCCACGCAGCCAAUUACCUUGGCUGACAUCCUAUCGGGCGACCAGCGGGCGCUUAACAAUCUCCAGGCGCUGGCCAAGUUGGGACUCAACAAUAAUGAUGAUGGGCUUUUGUUAGACGGAUCCUCAACGGAAAUUGAUUUUUUAUCAGAUUUCUGCAUGCCACCGGCCACAUCGCCCAGCCUGCAGUCCCUCAAUCCAAUCGUUGGUGGCGUGGAGGACAUGGGACUCAAUAACUUCCAUGCCGUGGCUGCGCCGGGCACCACCAGUGUGGUCACCGGCCGGAACAAGGCCACUCCGAUGCAGAUCCGUUGCAAAUUCGGUUCACUGGGCACCGCCAAGGGCCAGUUUAAUUCACCCCAUGGAUUUUGCCUGGGCGUCGACGAGGAGAUCAUCGUGGCGGACACGAACAACCAUCGCAUCGAGGUCUUCGACAAGAUGGGUGCCCUUAAGUUCCAGUUCGGUGUGGCCGGCAAGGAGGAGGGCCAGCUCUGGUAUCCGCGCAAGGUGGCCGUGAUGCAUAACAAUGGCAAAUUUGUGGUUUGCGAUCGUGGAAACGAGCGUUCUCGCAUGCAAAUCUUCUCCAAGUGCGGACACUUUAUGCGCAAGAUAGCUAUCAGAUACAUUGAUAUCGUUGCUGGCUUGGCUGUCACAGCAAAGGGUCACAUCGUGGCUGUGGAUAGCGUGUCGCCCACCGUCUUUGUGAUCUCCGAGGAGGGCGAAUUGGUACGCUGGUUCGACUGCAGCGACUAUAUGCGCGAGCCCUCCGACAUCGCCAUACGAGACAACGACUUUUACGUGUGCGACUUUAAAGGCCAUUGCGUGGCCGUUUUCCAGGACGACGGCACAUUCCUCUAUCGCAUUGGCAACGAGAAGGUCACUUGCUUCCCCAAUGGCAUUGAUAUAUCGAAUGCCGGGGACGUGCUCAUCGGCGACUCGCACGGCAAUCGCUUCCACGUCGCCUGCUACUCGCGCGAGGGCGCCCUUCAGUCCGAGUUCGAGUGUCCACAUGUAAAGGUUUCCCGCUGCUGCGGACUAAAAAUCACAUCCGAGGGCUAUGUGGUUACGCUGGCAAAGAACAAUCAUCAUGUUCUAGUCCUGAACACCCUCUAUGUUCACUGAUUGCAAAUCAAAGCGCGCAACAAUCGUCCAUCAGUCGAUAUGAACAAAUAUAACUACAAAUACUCGUCGGGCAAGAUAUACGGAUGUCGACGGCAGCAGCAAUCAACAAACAGCAGCAAUAGCAACACCAUAUGCAACAGCAACAGCAACAGUAACAGCAAUAGCAACCUAAACAACUUGGCAAGGAGUCAACACACCGUACACUGCAAUGGCAACAGUCAAAUGGACAAGAUAAGCAGGAUAAGUAGCAUGAGCAACAUUUGCCUCAUCGACAGCAACAGCAACAGCAACAUCAAUCAACCACUGACUACAACAACGUCAGUCAUCUAAUAGCAAGAAUUAGGAUAAACUAAGACAUUGACACUAUCAACAGAUGCAGAUAGCAGAUGCAACUAUCCAAAUGGGCAUAUAUGUAUAAAACAAAAUGUUAUAUGUGUAUUUGGGGAAUGCUAAUAGACUAAAUACGAACGAAUAACUACGAAUACGUGAAAAUGAAAAGGUCGAGCUCCUAUUUUUUUCGUUUAUCUGUAUAUCUGUCCCCUAUCAACGUUCGAAUUCUUAAAGCUGGUCGAAUCUGCGGCUGCACCCAGUCGCUAUAUGUGCAGUGCAGUUGGAUGCAAAUGCAAUGCGUUGAAUGCGACUUGAAACACAUUUUGUUUAAACACAAGAAACACAAGAAACGUUGCCGCUGCAACCGUAUAAAACAAAUCAACAAACCAAUAACAGAUGAUAAACAAAAUGCAACAAAUACUAUUUUUGAUCUCUAAUUUAAAAACAAUUAGCGCUACUACUAAAAAAAAACAAACAUCAACAAAUGUAACAAGGAAAAACAAAACAAAAUACUUAGUGUAACGAAUAACAACAAAAAAAAAGUGGAAAAACAAGAAGAAUCGACAUGAAAACUUCGGAUAUUUUCAAAACGUUUAUAAAAACAAAAAACUCGUUUUAUAUUGUUUUUGAUUGUAUUCCUUUUUAAUUGAAUUUUUGUUCUUGUUAAAAUUGUCAUAACACACUCAGACUCACACACACACACGCCACACUCACACAAACACAACUACUUUACAUGUUACUUAUUAUCUAUAUAGACAUAUAUAUUGUUAUAUCGACCGAUUAGCUUUUUUGUGCAUACCCUUCCAGAAUCUUUUUCUAAAAAACGAAAACAAGAAAAAAAAAAACGAAACACGCAUAUAUAUAUCUACACCUAGUAUACAACAUCUAUGUAUAUCUAGCAAAAUGUGCAACUUUUGUGCACAGGUUUUUGCUAACAAAUAAGGAAGUAAACAAUUUGUUGAGGGCGUCAUCAGAGGUCGCGUACAGGCAAUAAUUAUAGAAGAAGAUGAAAUCUAAGUAGUUUAUUUCGAUUUCAAACUGAAACCAAAACACUAAGAUACAAUUUCAGAAAAUAACAAAAACUGUUUAGGUUUUUCCUUACGCUGCUUAUAUAAGGUGAUAUCUAUUUAUAUAUAAAUCUAUAUGAGUAUAUGAAAACAAAACAAAACAAAAAACAAAACAAACUAUAUAUAUCUUAAACAUAUAUGUGAAAUCCUAUGACUAUAUGACUUUGCCAUAUAAUAUACAAAGCAGGACGAGAAGCGUAGGGAGUUAGGCAUAUAGGGAUAGCGAGGGACGGAGGAUGACGGAACGAAUGGAGGCAAUACACACCACACCACACGACAGAUAUGAUACCCAGAGACCCAGAGAUCUAGAGAUUCAUAGAUCCAGAGAAUACAUUCGAUAUGUAUCAACUAAGUGCGUUCUUCACGACAGAGAUCCGACAUGAACUACAGACAAGAACUCAACAUACAAAUUAAUCUGUAAGCAAAAAAAAAAAAAACCAAACAAAACGAAUGCAGAUCGCAUUAGGCCAACAACUAUAAUAACUAAUACAUCAGAUUUGAUUAAACCUACAGAGAUGAAAUACGCGUAUCUGUUAAGUUCUUAUAUACAUUGUUAAAGAAGCAAAACACACAAAAAAAAAAAAAACAAACGAUAUUCCUUUUGCUUAUAAACAAACAACAAAUGCAAUACACAAACAAACACACUCACAUACACCACAAAACAACACCCAAAAACACUCACGAUUUAUAUAGACGAUAUAGACAACCAUUUAAGAUGAUAUAUAUAUAUAUAAAUAUAUAUAUGUGUACGGAUACAUGCAACAUUUCUUUCCCGUUGUAAUACAAUAUAAGGCUGGUUUACUCCCAAGACAUUAUUAUUUAUCUAUAUACAAAAUAACAUUUUUUAAUUGUGUGAAUUUUAUCAUGUGAGAGGCGUUAGGUAGAACAACAAGUGGCGAUUAAUUUAAACGAAGUUGGGCGAGAAAGCAAAGCGAAGCAAGCAACUUAUUUUUUAUAGGCUGUAACAACCACAUUUAUUAUAUACAUAUACAUCCACAACGUGUACAUCUACAUUAAUAUGUGACACCCACACACACACACACACAUACACCCAUACUCACCCAUACAUUAAGCAUAACAACGAAACGAAUCCUUUGUAUUGUGAAUGUCCUGUUAUUUGUUAGUUGUGUUCGAAACUAUUUUCGAUUCCUUUUUUAAAUGUUUUAAACAGCAAUAAUCUAUGUUAAUCCCAUCAUUGGCAUUUGUGUACCACAAUGCGGCGCGGAGCUAAAAACUGUUUUAAUUCUUGUCAUUUUUCUAAUUUUAAUUGCUAGUUUAAGCCUAUUUUAAACAAAAAGCGUGUUUGGUUUAUGUUAAAUGUUGAGUUGUACUAAAUACCAAGCAAAUGGACUGUGGUCGAUCGUGAAGUAUCACACCAUUUGCAUUAACCAUCAUUUACUAUUGUCAUUAUUAUAAAUUAUUAUUAUUGUUUAGUUUUUACGUUGUUACAUUGUGAGGCUACACACACAAUUCUGUUUACAUCAUUAUGGUCUAGUGUAAUCUAUAUAGAUAACAACAAACUGCGAGAGCCAAUGUGAAACGCUUCUGUUUAUGUUAUACCACUGAAAUUAUGAUCAUUUUACUAUACACAUUAUAUUUAAACACUAUGUACCCCAAAGUUGUUGAUGGUAGACGAGAGGAUCUUACAAAUGCGAAAUGAUACCAAGCAAGAGCGAAAGAGAGAGAGAGAGAGAGAGAAAGAAAAAGAGCGAGCGAGAGAGAGAGAUAGAUAGAGAGAGAGGGUAAAAAAUGCAAUUUUUUGUGAAACAAUUUGGCUGUUGAAAUAUAUAAUUUUUAAUUUAAUUACGUUUUCGCAUUUCGUUUAUUACAACUUAGGCCCCAAUACAAAUGUUAUAGAUUGUGAAUUGAAUUUACCGCGAAAUCGCCAGGAUUUCCUUUCCUUAAACCACCUGAACUUCCUUUCCAUUUUCGCAUAAAUACUUUUAAUCUUGUCGCGCUGCAUUAACUACGGAAGUAUUAAGAUGAAACAUUUUGCUAAAGACAAUGGAAACACUCAAAUGCAAAGUAUACCAAAAGAAUUGUUUUUAAUCCUAAUCGUAUUUGUAUUGUAUAUGUAUGUUUACCUUUAACUUUUUACUUGAUUGUGUUUAAUUUCGAUUUAAACUUCAUGUUUCCCAAUUGAUUGUCCUUAUCUUUGUCUUAGUCAGCAGAAUUUUCUGAAUUUCUGCGAACACCUAAUCAAGCAAAACCAAACUCGAAAACUGUUAUAGAAAUACGAAACAAAAAACAACAAAGGAAAAACAAAAUCCAAUGAAAAUACCAUUUUACAUUUGUUUAUAGUUUUUAUGGAAAGCCCUCAAAUGAAAUUGUAAUUCCACGCGCUUUUAUUUUACAAACUAAAACGAUCACAACAUAAAGAGGUUACAUUUACUAUAUUAAUUUUGUGUUUUAUUUUUAUUUCCUCUCUCUUUGUUGAAACCACAAAAUGGAAAAAGUCAAUUGUUGCUUUAACGAAAAUUAUGAAUUAUGAAUUUUAAUUUAAGUUUUAGGUUGGAUAAGCAAAUGAUAUUAUGUGAAAUUGUAUAUGAUUUUUAAAACAAAAAACAAAAAACAAACAAACAAACAACUUUUCCACACCAAACACACAAAACGAAGAAGAAAACAACAAAUUUAUUUCCUAUGGCAUACAAAUUUUAAAAAUGAAAAAACCAAAUAAACAUAAAUGUGCUUAAGUUUAAAUCAAAUUUACAAUUUAGUUGAGAUUACGCAACUUAACGACGAUAACAUUUUACUAACUACGUAUAAACUAUAGGAUUUCUAGCGAAAAUAUAUACAUACAUAUAUAUACAUAUAUAUAUUUACACACCUGUAUAUAUUUGUAUUAUGUAUACAGUUAUGUACGAUUAGCGAAUGGCCCAGAAGGGGGGCGUGGCCAGGAGAGGGGCGGUACUACCACUAGUCAGCGACAAAUACUAAUUACUAAUUAAUUAUUACCAAUUAUGAAACCCAAAUCGAAUUGAAUGGAAACGAAACCCAAGCCGAUGCAAUAGUAAUUAGCAGCACAAGGAUUGGACGCAGAUUUGGACAAAUUGCCAUGUAACAUUUAACAUUUAACAUUUAACAACUAAUACCGACUGACAAAUAUUGACCAAGGCCGCCCUCCCACCCCCUUCUCCGCCUACCCCCGCCACCCACUGCGCUCUAGUUUUCAAUGCCGAAGCUGCAUAAAAAGCAAUAAAAAAAACCACAAAUGAAAGUGAGGAAUGAGAAUUUUCUAAGUUGCCUACGCGCUGCAAAUUGUGACAAAGUGAAAGCUUUCCACCUCAACUCUAUACAUCAAUAGUUUAACAACAUUUGUAUCGAAUAUUACGAGUAUAUAUACAUUAAUUUUCGAUUCGUAUUCCCCGUACUUUAUGGUUUUACUUCACUCUAUUGCAACUCAGCGAACUCAGUAAAACGAAAGUAAAACCUGAACAACUAAUUAGGAAGUAUCCAAAUUUACACAGACAAAACAGAACACCACACAUGUUUCUCAAUCACUCGAUAUACUUGUAGUUAUUUUAAUUCCCAAUCGACACACGCAUAUUAUUAUGAUUAUUAUUAUAAUUAUGAUUAUGAAACUCUAUAUACAUACAUAUAUUGUCGAUAACUGGCGAGAUCAAAUCGAGAAAUCAAGCGAAUGAAGGACGAACCUUUUGAUAAAGAUGCUGCCAAAGAUUUUUUAUACAAUCGAUGUGGAAAAUUCGAAGAGCGGAAAAACCAUUUAGAUUUAUUACGAAAGUAGCAUAUUGAAUAUUGUCCACCUUAUUUUUACGAUAAUUAUUUGAUUAGUUCGGUCAAGUGUAUUAAUUUUGUUACUCUUUUUUUUUUGUGGUCAAAAUAAAUGAAACGAAAUGCAAACAAAAGCGAGAUAUUUUUGAGACUUUUGCUCAAAAGCCAAGCCAGUAAAUGUAAAAAAAUGUACUUGCUAUGGAUUCAGGAUUCACGAUAACCGAUAAACAAUUAACGAUUAUGUAUAUCGAAGUAUUUGAAGCUGAAUUUGUUGGCUGAUUUUGUUCCUCGAUGCGACGCUUAAACAAAACACACACACUUCGUGCGGAUGUAAGACAUAAACCACUAGACAUGCAUAUACGAUAUGCAUAUUGAACGUGCAGAUAUAUAGAUUCGAGUAUAUGUCUACAAUCAAAUGAGUCAAGGUCACGAUGGCUUAGCUAACUACACACUAAACACCACACACAACACACACACCACAACGAGCACACAACGCCUCCUGCUCCACCACCCACUCCAUCCACCCCGCCAUCAGUCACCACCCACAGGCACCUUCAAACACCUCCAAACACCUUCAAACACCUCCAAACACCUUCAAACACCCCACCCCGCCCCUCAUGGUUUGCCCAGUUCAGUAAAUCGUAAUUCGACUUGUAUCAUACUUGCAUUUAGUUCAAUUCCGAGACAAGAGCCACAAGUAACUAACAUAAAUCGAAGGUAAUGAAAGCAUGAAAUGAAAAGAAAAAAAAAAACAAAACCACAAGAGGAAAAAAAAACAACCCAAACAAACGCUUUAUACAUCAAAUUAUUUUAAUAUAAAUGUAUAACAAGACAUAUAUCUAUAUAUACAUAUACAAGCAGACAUAUACAAAACCAACAACAAAUAUAUUACGUAUUUUAGUUAAAGCGAAGUACAUUUUUUAAGGUGUCUCUGCCCCCCCAGAGAACUAAUUCAAAUAAAAGAAACUCAACCUAUAUAGACAGUCCCCAAUUCAAAAAGCGGAGACGUUCGAUGAAAACAAAAAAACAAAACAAAUUUACUAAAUUAUUUAUACAUGCGUACAUAUACUUACAUAUAUGUAAAACAAUAAUUGAUAGAAACAAAAAAAAUGAACAACAGAAAUACAAUCUAGUGUACGUCAAUUUUUUGAUGAUAUUUUUCGCCUUAUUAUAGACAAACAAAACGGAAACGAUGGGAAACCGAAAUUCGAGGUAAAGAGUUAGUUGAAACCGAGUGGAGUUAUGUAACUCGGCUUCCAGUAGGUCAAAACCAAAACCAAAACUAAAAAACAACACUUUUUAAAUCAAAGCAGAAGAAUUUUUCGGGAUUUAUUUGCGGGCGUAGAACGGAGAUCACAUGUCAAGUUGAUAAGAAAUAACAAAAAAUGAAACACUAAACGACAAGCAAUCAAUUACCAAAAAAAAAAAAAAACAAAAUGAAUUAUAUAUUAUACGGAUAAAUCAUAAAUAACAUUAAGCGAUGGAAACUGAACGAAAACCAACAGCAACCACAACCAAUAUGUAAUCAAAAGCAAGUUUACAAUACACACACGACAACUAAAACUAAAAACAAAAACUAAAAACCAAAAACAGAACACAAACAACCGAACAUUAUCAAAAAUGAAAAACAACAGAAUAAUAUUGAAGAUAAAAACAAAGAAACUGGAAACUUAAAGCAAGCAAAUCAAUUAAACACUUUUAAAAAUCGAUCUAGCAAUUCGACAAGUAAAACAUUUUACCUAAUACUAAUAGUAAAAACUAAAAACUAAACUAAACUAUUUGAUGAUUUGCCUGCUAUGAAGAGAGAAAAGCAAACAAGUUCCUCAAUUUUAUGAUUUAUGUAUUUAAACACUUUUGUUUUACGCUUAAGUUACUAUAAUUUCACUUUAGCAUCGUAGCAUUUUUGUGUAAUAACUUAACACUCACGAAACAAUUGUUGAUAAUAUUGAGUUGUGUUCAGCUUAUGUGAAUUAUGUGAACGAUAUAUUAAUAUGUAGGUAAAUUAAAAUAUAGUGAAAACCAGGGAUUGAAAAGUAAUUUAGUGUGGAAAUCUGGAAAUUUGUACGCCCCUUAUUACUUUGUAAAACUCCAGAAAUAAAAACGAGCCAAAAAGAAUUUAUGAAACAAUAUACUGAACAUUAAACCCUUGAUUUUUCUUUUAACUUCUAAGCAUUUAUAUCUCUUGCCUGAAAAAAAUCUCUGUUCAGAUAUUGCAUUUAAGUCAUCGACCAUUUAAUGCUUUUCGCUUGAUCUUAAUGUUUAGAAAAUAUGUAGAUUCCCAAACCAAAAAAAAAAAAAAAAUGUCAAAAAAACCAAAAGAGAGGCUAACAAUGUAAAAAAAACUCCCUGGUCGAGUUGUUGUGUUAAAUUUGCGUACAUAUCACUGGGAAUUAUUUACACUAUGCUACCAAAAAACCAAACAAACGAACGAACGAAAAAACAAACAAAAAAAAAAAACCAAAAACAAAAUGAGAAAUGUGAAUUUUUUGCAUAAUGUUUACACACUGUGCCGGAUAUUUAUACACCAUAAUGGGGAUUGGUUUUUCGAUUUCGGUUUUACACACCACCAAUAUGGUUUUCUUCGAUCGAUUGUUGCUCACCAUUUUUUUUUGUCAGUGUAUGUUCGGUGCGUGCGAAUGGGAGUGUAGUGUUUUUGAAUAUAUUAUUACUAAGCGCAUAUGUCUUAUAGAGGAAACAUCACACAGAAACUAAAACUAUAGUGCCAUGAUUCAUGAUAGACAAUUGAAAAACGAUAAGGAUAGUAAGGAUGAAUUGUUUAUUGAUGUGCUGUAACAUUUAGUGAGUCCUUUUUUGACAACCAAACCAAACAAAACCAAGUAAUGGAUACAAAAAUUAUAUACAUGCAUAUUUACUAGUUUAUAGCGAACCAAAAACCAAAACCAAGUUAGUAACAACAAAUUGCAAUACAAAACGAAAAUGAUAACGAAUAAAAGCUUUUCGUGUUUGGGCCAGAUGGAAGCUAGGAUCGCGAAUAUGAUCGGGAUGUGAGAAGGAGCUAAGCGGCAGGAUACCAUAUGAAAACAGAAGCAAUUAGAAAGCUUUUAUUUUUCUAGAAUUUUAAAACCGAAAAACCAAAACCAAAACCAAAAGCCGAACAGCUAGGAAACCAGAAACUAAAGCUAAUGAACAUGAAAAACCAACUUCCUAAUUUCUCUCAGCGCAAACGAAACCAAACAACUUAAAUUAACAAACUAACACUAACUAGUAGCGAAAAACAAGAUGGCAUUGUGGGUAUAUAUCGAUAUAUCCGAUAUAUCCGAUAUAAGUACUAGUCUUAGAACCAUAGAGCAAUAAAAAACAUAGCAAGUAAUGCCGAUUCAAAAUAAAUUGUCUCUGGGGUUGUUCAAAAAAAAAAAAAUAGUAAGGAUGCGUUCAGCAAGCCGACGAGAAAUGCAAAUGAAACCAACAUUUUUAUGUGUAGCGAAUAUUAUGGAAAACAAAAUUUACACAAUUAACAAUAAACAACACAAUUAUACAUAGCUCGAUAAUAAUAACAAAUUAUAUAUAUAUACAUGUAUAUUCGAAUUAAGAUAUGACCAAAACAAAAAAAAAACCAAUAGAAACCGAAAACUUUUCCGCGCCUUGGCAAAUUUUUAAGUAACAUAUAUAUACAUAUAUAUAUAUACAUAUAUAUAUAUUAGUGUAUAGAUACCAAUUUAGAGGGCAGGAGUAUCCAGAUCGGAGCGAGCUACACUGCAAGAAACUUUGCCACACCACUAAGACAGAUAAACCAGACAACGAGGUGUGCUAGCAAAACCCAAUCCCAAAAGCAAAUACGCAUAGAUUAUCCAGUCCCCAUAGAGAACAAAUAAUCGACAUUUCAAGCAAACGUAAUGCAAAACCCAAUAAACAAAUUCCCUGUGUUGUCAAAUGGCUUUAAACAAAAAUGCGAUUGCGAAUGAUGCAAAUGAAUAAUGCGAAUAAACAAUGUAAAAUGAUUAGUGGAAAACCCGAAAAUCAGAUACGAUUUGUAAACCAUAAGCAGAUAUUUUGUCAGCUAAGCAAAGUGUGCGAAAGAACAAAAAAACAAAAAAAUAUAGGGAAACAUUUUUGGGGUCGAGUGCAGGAACACAACAAUAUUUUUGGGCACCAAAUAUACAGUCAACUUAUUGUAUUGCAUUACGAUUACGAAUACGAUAACGAUAUUUAUACAUAUACUACCUAUAUAGGACUACGACUACGUAUGACGAUGAAAAUCAAUUGAUGAAUCGAUGAAAAGUAUGAUAUAUGAAAUAUGAUAUGAUGCAAACCCAAAACUUACAAACAUAUUACCAUUAGAAUGUUUUAUGAAUUAUAUACACCUUAUAUACAUGAUAUAUACAUGACAUAUACAUGUGUAAAUUAGCCUAAACGAUAAGAUGUUGAAUGAAUUUUAUGUGAGUUAUUUUUGAUGUUGUAUAGUUAAAAACGAAAGCAUAACAAACCAAAACAAUCUCCCUUUAAGCAACCAAAGCGAUAACAAAUUACAAUUGUUGGGCAUUUUAAUGAAACUAAAAACAUACAGAGUGCAAUACAAUAAAAAACAAAAACGACAAAAAAACAAAAAAAUUUAAGAAAAGAGCAAACUUAAGGCACAGCAAACAUUUUUUUCGAGCGGUUCGAAGCGAUAUAUAUAUAUAUAUAUGUUUACUCAAUACUACUCGUAUUCAACAAGGAUUUUUGAAUUUACUUUGAGAAUCGACGACCGACAAAACAAACAGAAAACUAAAAAAAGCUGCCUCAGAAGUAAAAAUUGAAUUAACUUAAAAUUUACUAAGCGAUUAUAUAUACACAUAUAUAUUUCAUAUGGACAGUGGGCGCCAAAAAAAGUAGCCACUGUGUAUAUAUUGCAACUCGAACAAAUGGAAUUUUACCAAGAACGCAAACCGGAAACGGGAAUGAAGUGAAAGGAAAGCGGAAGCGAAAGCGAAACUAAAGACAACACCAAAAAACAAAUGAUUUAAACAAAUUUACAAGAAACAUGUGUAUUUGUAUUCUCGUUUCUUUUGUAGGGCAGCAUUUAGUUUGUAGCACAAGGGUUAAGGACAAACACCAAUAAUGAUUAAUGCGAUUUAAUUAAACAGCAAAGUGUGAAGUUUUAAAUGAAAGCCUAUGGCAAAGGCAUAUGAAAAUGUUCCUCUAGAACCAAGCUAAUCGAAAUUGUUCGUCUAUCCACAUCUGACCGACCCUUGUGACCUUUUCAAUCGACUCUGAUUUGUGCUAGGCAAACUUUACACAUUUAAUAAUAUAUACACAUAUACAUACAUAUAUAGUAUUUAGCGAACGGGAUGGCGCAGAUUUAAACUAUUUACAUACUUAUAACUAUGUGAACUACAGAAACCAACUUAUACCAUUUUUGCUGACUGUACUCCUUAGGCUUUUUACACCUUUUACCAUUUUACUCGCAAACGGCAGACUAUUUAACGAACGAUAAGUAAAACUCUUGCAUGCCACACACUCAAACUCAAAACUCUAACUCAAAACUCUAACUCAAAACUCAAACUCCAACUCGAACACAACUCAGAUAUACAUACAUAUAUGUAUAUUCGGAUAUGGUAGACAAGAUAUAGACUCUGUGGCAGCACCCUAUAUACCUGCAUAUAUGGAGCCACAAGAAUAAGUUUGAAUUGUUCGGAGCAGGUGACUCCUGGAUUUAUAUAGAACCCCAACAGUCCAUCAAACCCUCGGAUAGAACCCAGCCCCCUCCCGCCUGUGAUAGUCUUGAAUCGAUGAUAUAUACAUACAUAUAUGUAACUAAUUUGUUUGAUUUUGAAAACCCCUACUUCUCACAACUAGUUUCGAUGCGCGCGUGUGUGUGUUUUGCUUUGAUAUGCUUUACAUAUAUGUACGUAUUGAAUUAUUUAUAAAAUAUACAACUUAGCGUUUACAAAUAUUAUACAAAUUUUGAGAAGCAAGCGUGGAUAGUAAAAACAAAUAUUGACAAUAUUCAUUUGUUGAGCCGUACACCCGAAAAACCUUAGACAUAUCUUUAUGUUGCUGUCAAUUUAGUUGUUUAGGCGCUUUUUCCAACAUUAGUCAAAAGGCAAAGUAGCCAAUAGCUGCAGUUUGAGCAAUUUUUUGCGCUAGUUAAAAACUAAAUUCGAAAAUUGCUAGAAAUUCAAGCAAACCCCAAACGAACAAAAAACCAACGACAUAUCCUUCUUUUUUGUUUAAUUAAUUGGCAGAAUAGUUGAAAUUGAAUGUGUUUGGCGUUAUUUGAAGCGAGAGCUGCUUGUGACCCCAAUUCCUGCGUUUGGUGACCCCGAUUUACCCGCAGCAUUGGAAUAACGAACACACACAUGCCUACACUGAGCGAACUUUUGAACCAAUUAUACAAUAAAGCAUUAUAAGAACAAAGAUAGCAUUCUAAAUGGUAACAGUACCUUUAACGAAACUCAUACGAUAGAUAACUCUGAAGUAUUGAUUUGGAUUUGGAUAUGGAUUUGGCUUUGGAUUCUGAUUUCGAUUUCGAAUUCGAUUCGAAUUACGAUUCAAUCUGCCAGCAGCAAUCUUCAUCGAAUAUCAAUUUUCGAGCUGACAAUAUUUUAUUGAAUAUUGUGCCAUGAAGCGAAUGAACUAUAUUCAAUUGAAUUUUUAGCAUUCAGCUAGCUAUCCAUCCCCCCAAAAUGAGAAAUCCUGAUUUUGUAAUUUUUUUGCAAAAAUGGUUUCAUUUAACAAUUAUAUCUACACACCAUUUUACGGCAAAAAGUAUCUACAGAUAUUUUUGUAUAUUUAACAAGCACGUGAGAAACUUCAAGAUCCCCAAAAAAAACCGAAAUUUGGUCCGAAUUUUUUCAGGCAGCAUGACAAAUGAAUUGUAUUAUCAAGGAACGACAUAUAUAUAUAUAUAAAUUAUAUAUGUAUAUAUAUACAUAAAUAGUGCGUGUAAUAACUAGAAUCACAUAAUUCCAUCCACUUUUGAUAUUUUAACAAACGAUAAAAAAAAAAACAAAACGAACAAAAAAAAAACAAGAAAAAAAUAUUUAUUAACUUGAUGAAGCAUCUUAAGUGUUUGAAUGUUGUCUUAUAAAAACUAAUACAAACAAAUUAUAUAUGAAAAUAUAUUAUAGUAUAUAUGGAUAUGUAAGUUAAGGGCGUGUCAUUCCUAAAACAACAACAACAGCAAGAAAAACCAAAAACACAAUAAGUAAGAAGCGUAUUUAAGCAGAUUGUGGGUAGAACAAACAUUUGUUUCGUUGUGCUUUUUACACGAAAAUGUUGAAAGUCCUUUCCCAAGGGUUCGUUCAAACGAGUUCGAGUUUUCGAGUUUUCGAAGGCCUGGUACAAAAGUUUCUAAACAUAGGGCUCAACCUCCAAAGGCACAGGCACUUUAGCACCCUCCAAACACUUGCCCAGUAAUAAUCGAAAACCACCCCCUUGAAAAAUGGGGAAUACUUUCUGCCUAGGACGAAGGACGAAGGAGCGGCAGAUGGGUGUCCUUCGGCCAGCUAUACACACACACACACACACUCACACCCACUCACUUGGAUAUUUAUAUAUAUACAUACGUAUGACUAUAUAAUAUAGUGGCACCAAGAAAUAUGUAAUGUCUUAUUGUAGAAAACGGUUAUUGAUAUUUACACAUCAAGAAAAGAAAAAAUGGAAGUAAGCGCGUCUAACAACAAAAACAUAUAUAUACAUAUAUAUACUUAUAUAUAUAUAUAUAUAUAUAUAUAUAUAUAUAAACUUAACUAUAUAAGAAUGCUUUAAAUUAUACUCAGAACAAAAUAUAUACAAUAUACACUUAUAUAUAUUUACGAGGAUACGAGAAACCGAAAUCAGUUAGGAACCUUUUUCUAGAAUGUUAUGUCUUCCCUUUGAAUCAAUUAAGCAAAACAACAAACAACAAAAUGAUAGAAACAAUUGAUCGAAACCGCUUGACCAAAACUAUAGUGAAAACCAAAAGCAAUUGAGAGGUAAAUCAAAGCUUCGAUGGAAAAAUGAAAAUGAAAAUAUGAACGGAAAAACCAAAGAGUUAACUUUAGCACUGCAGCAGCCAAAAAGGAAAAACAAAAAACAACCUAAGAACCUAGUAACAUUGACAAACUACAAUAAGAUGGGAAAGCUAUUGAACUCCAAUCUAAGCUAAAUAACAUAAACAAAAACCGAAUCAACUCACGCAGAACAACCUGUUUCAUCCAGCCACAAAUUUACCUAAACUAACUAAACUUGGCAACUGCAACUGAAACUAAUACAACAACCUACGGUACUUAUAGACCCUAAACUUAUCCUAUAGUUUGCAGCAACUCAACUCGAACUACCAACUACCAACUACCAACUACAAACUCAACUACAAACUCAACUCAACUCAACUCAAGACAUUAUCUAUAAGCAUCGAACCGUAUCUGGGUUCCAUUAUCAUCUGUUGAUCGUUCUGAGUUUUCAUUUUGACACGAACGAAAGCGUAAUUAUAUUUAUAGUUCGAAUUAUUAUAUCCAACUAAUGACGUAAAUAAAUUUGACAAAUUAUAUAUACACACGCACAUAUGCCUAUAUAUGUAUACAUACCUUUAAUGAGUAUAACAACAAGAACAAGAACAAGAACAUGAACAUGAAAUUGCAAAUGAAAAUGAGGAAAAUCGCAGACUACUCAGUGCAACAGAUAAGACUAGAAAUUGAUUACCUGAACCUUGAGAACAAAAGUUUGAGUUUUCAUUCUUAAUUUAACAAAGAAAAUCGAUGGGAGCGAAACCAUAACAAUUACAAUUACAAUUACAAUUACACAAGCAAUAACAAUUGACAGAAUCGAGAUACUACUUUAAUCGUAAACAGCAAUAAAAUUGAAGAAGUCAGUCAACACACAUACAUAUACUCGUACACACACACACACACAUCUAGAGAAUCCUUGCCAGAAAUCCAGAAAGUAUAAAGCCCUUACUUCCAAUCUUCUCCUUUAUAUUCAGCGAAUAGUUCAGGAAUUGCGGGGAUAUAAGAACUAUGGAGAAUUAUGUCGGUUUCCAAAUAGUUUUGAAACAUUUUUAAUUAGCUCUUAACACACUCGAAAACAUUUUCGAAAAUCAGCAAAACUAUGGCGUCCUAGAAUCUAAAGUCAAAUUGUUUGAAUAUUGUUUUUAAGUAGGAUUUUUGUGUAUUCAAAACUUUUGAAAUAUUCUAUACUAGGUUGAUUUUUUCGAGUGUAGCACCCGUAGAGUCUUUUCUUUUUGUUUGGCUUUAAUGGACCUUUUAUCCUGGUCAACUUGCUUCCCCUCCAACUUCUUUACAUGGUUGUGAACGAAAAAAAAGGGCUAACAAAUUAGACCAAUUCCUCAAUUCUUCAUUUCGAUCUCAGCCAACUCGGUCGCACUUUGAACCCUUAGACACUCUGAGAAAAUAGGAAUAACAAUUGUUAGCAAAUUCGAUUCGUGUGCCCUCCUUUAAUGUCUUGUACUUGUAACCAAUGAUCAUAAUUAUACACAUAUAUCGACUAUAUUUACAAAGCAACAAUAACCGAAACCAAUUGUAUUGUAGUGCUAAAACGGAUGUAGGAAUGCGAAACAAUUUUCCAGAACGCAGGAUAUGUCUUAGAUACUUUUGCUCAUUGGGUUCCAGAUGCGUUAGUGUAGCGGAAACCAAAUAUUUAAACAUAAAACAUAGCUAAUUGUGUGUAUUUACAUAUUAAAGUUUACAACAGCCAGCGGCAGUGGGAGAAAGUUACGAUGUCCUGUAGAAUUUUUGAAAGCGUUUUCGUAUUCAAACCAAAACACAAAUUAUGGCCUAAAUAUGAAACUAGAACAAAAUAUAUACCUAUAUGUAUACAUAUGAAUUGUACUUCAAAUUAUGUCUAAAGCAAGCAACAACAACAACAACAACAAUUACAAGUGUCUGUAUUUUUUUUAAGCAAAACCAAAAACAAAAGAAGAGAAAAAAAAACGAAAAAAAAACCCAUUGCAAUCAGGUACUGAAAUCAAAAUUUUUGUAAAUUAUAUAAAACAAAAGCAAGGAAUGGUUUUCGUCAAAGGGAUAGAGAAACAAACUAGAACAACCGAAGAUAUUAUGAUAAAUGGUUUAUAGGAACUAGCGUUCAAUCGGCGAGUGAAUAUUUGUAUUCGAUCCUUAUUCGUUUAUUCGAACAUUUCUGUAGCAUACUUAGCAGGGCAAUGAAACCCCCGCGUCCUUGGGCCAAAAAAUCACGACACAAGGAACAGAAACAAAGGCAAGGAAAUUAAAUGAAAUGAUGAAAUGGAAUGAAUAUAAGGAAAUGAAACACUCAUAUUUAAAUACGUACAGCUAUAUACUAUUACUAGUUGUAACUUUAUGUCACUAAGUAGAUGCGAAAUCGGGGGAAAAAUCGACGAAUCGGCGAAGAUGAAAAAUUGUCCAGACGUUCAACGAAACCAAAUGCAAUAUUUAAUUAUACAACAAAACUAACAUAGAACAAACAAGCGAGUAUAUGAAUAUAUAUAUUUUACAAUUGAUUUAUAUAACGUAUAAGUAAAUGCCACAUCAUUUUUCGUGUAAAGCCUAUUGAAUUGUUUGUUAAACAUUUUUUGAAACAUUUUCUUUACGAAAAACUAAGAAUGGGCAGAAAAAAAAACCAUAAAAAAACGAAAAAAAAAUCACAGCUCACACAAAGUUACGCCAAAAGAAAUGAAAACCAGAACAAAAAAAUUUAUAUACAUUUAUCGAAGGAAAAAUAUAUACAACAAAUAUAAAUUUUAGUGAUUAAUGUAAGCAAAGAACCAAAAUGAAAUAUUCAUUUUUCAAAACGCAAAUAACUCAAGUUUGGAGAAAAUGACAGCAAACAACACUACGAAAAUAGCCUUACCAUGUUUUCCAAAAAGAAAAAACUCGAUAACUUUUACAUUUUGCGUUUCAUUUUUUCCCAUUUUAUUUUAAAGUUCCAUUAUUCCAACACGAAAUUGACGAGUAACGAAAAUAUUUUUACAAAACAUUAAAAAAGUUAGAAAACCGAAUAAAUAAUGAAAAACUAAACCUAAAAUGCAUAACGCUUCCGACAAUAAGCUUUGGCCACACUAUUGUAAUAAUAAUAUUGAAAAAAAAAAACCAAAACGGUAGAAAAUGGAUAUGGAAAAUCGAAGAUGAAAUGCAGUUUCAAAAAUGAAGUUUUUGCACUUACGAACGAAUACGGAAUUACAACGCCCAAUGACAAAUUAAAGUAAAAACAUAAAUAUUUGCCCAAUUUAGUCAACAGACAUACAUAUAGAUAAAAAAAAUUAACUAUGUACUUAUGUAGUAGCCUGGUUCUACUGUAUAUUUUUAUUAAAUGAAGUUGUAUUGCAGAAUCAGCAAAGCAAAUGUAUUUUCAUGACACGCAUUUGAAGCGAACAUAUCAAAACCGAAUACCGCAUACGAGAAUACGGAAAAUACGAAAUUAUCUAUAAAUUACCGAUACCGAUUACCAAUUACCGAUUACCAAUUAACGAUUACCAACUACCGAUUGGAUGUUAUCAGUGAGCGUAAAACCGUUGAACGUUUAGCCCCAAAAGCAAAGAAUUUCGAAAAUAACUAUAAAUUUGGAAGCUGGCAGAUAAACUAGGUACCGGUAGGUGUCUUGCAAAAUAUUCGCGAAUGAAAACAUAAACAUAAAUUAUAGCAAAAAAAAAAAGAAAAGAAAACUCGAGUUCUUAAGCUGUUUCAUCAUUUAUUAUUGACAAAUAUUUACAAGCGCAUUUAGGACGCAAAAUGUGAAGUAUAAUAUGCAAUUGAAGCCAUAAUACCAAUUAUAACAAAUCAAAUGCGAGAUGAAUACGAAAAAUACAAAAAAAAAAAAACAAAAAAAGAAAUCACACAAACUGAAUCUAAAUUAAGCAUGAAUAUUUUUUGCUGUGUCUUAGUCCAUGUGUCGUAACGAAUUUAUUGAACUAAAUAUUAUACAUUAUUAAAAUUAAAGAAAAAAAACACGAAAACCUUAACUAAAAAAUAUCUUAACAUUUUUUGUUUUAAACGAAUAGAAUGCAGGCAAUGAAA
This is a messenger RNA of Drosophila simulans, 21639 nucleotides long. It is a transcript of the gene mei-P26, whose product is annotated as E3 ubiquitin-protein ligase TRIM33. Lineage: Eukaryota; Metazoa; Arthropoda; Insecta; Diptera; Drosophilidae. Gene Ontology annotation, cellular component: nucleoplasm; chromatin. The transcript has 8 exons. Gene Ontology annotation, biological process: positive regulation of DNA-templated transcription. The record is from RefSeq and is a predicted model, not a curated record. Gene Ontology annotation, molecular function: ubiquitin-protein transferase activity; protein binding; zinc ion binding. Bases 957 to 4583 code for a protein of 1208 amino acids.